Molecule: messenger RNA, 741 nt
Organism: Microdochium trichocladiopsis
Lineage: Eukaryota; Fungi; Ascomycota; Sordariomycetes; Xylariales; Microdochiaceae
Product: heterokaryon incompatibility protein-domain-containing protein
Exons: 4
Source: RefSeq, a predicted model, not a curated record
UGUCUGAAGUCGCACCCUAGCUGCCACGUCCGGGGCUCAGACUACACGCCCACACGGCUUCUCUACAUCUCAAAGGAUGGCAAGAUGCAGCUCCGAUUCCACACAGACAUCCCCAAGGGGGCCAAGUAUACCGCCCUCAGUCAUAGAUGGGGCCAAGGCUCGGACAAGGCCGGCCCGACUACACGGGGCAACAUUGAGGAGCGCAAGAACGACAUCGCAUGGGAGGCACUACCAGACCUGUUCCACGAUGCUGUCAGCCUCACCCUGGGCCUCGGCGUCUCCUAUAUAUGGAUAGACAGCCUCUGCAUCGUGCAGGACGACGUCGACGAUUGGGAGAGGGAGGCCGCGAGCAUGACGCGCAUCUUUAAUAACGCCCUCCUCACCAUCGCGGCCCUGUACUCAGACAGCCCUGCAACGACCAUCUUCUCACUGUCCGGCAAGGCUCGGCAGAGUACCAGUUCACCGCUGCUGUCACGCGCAUGGGCUUUCCAGGACUGCCUGGUCUCGUCGAGGAUAGCCUAUAUAGGCGCCCAGGAGAUCACCUUCGAGUGCCGCGCAGGCAUCACCUGUGAAGACGACUGGAGAGACUUUGUGGAGCACUACUCUCGCCUGGAGCUGACCUUUGAGAAGGACCGGCUGCUGGCCUUGGGGGGAUACGCGCAGCAAUAUGCGCAGGCGCGCCCCGGUCAGCAGUAUCUGGCAGGGUUGUGGUCGGGAGCGCUCUCUCAGCAAUUACUUUGG